Molecule: messenger RNA, 2073 nt
Organism: Glossina fuscipes
Lineage: Eukaryota; Metazoa; Arthropoda; Insecta; Diptera; Glossinidae
Gene: Oatp26F
Product: solute carrier organic anion transporter family member 4A1
Exons: 8
Coding region: 82-2073 (663 amino acids)
Biological process (GO): sodium-independent organic anion transport; transmembrane transport
Cellular component (GO): membrane
Molecular function (GO): protein binding
Source: RefSeq, a predicted model, not a curated record
AAACUCAUCUCGCAAAAGGCAGAAGGCGAAAAAAUUAUAAUAAUUUUUUUUAUUAAAUAAGAAAACAAAAAAGUGUUUGCAAUGAGUGGCAAACUGAAUACAAGUUCUCCGGUUUUACGGCAUAAUAACGAUAUGGAGCAAAAAUCCUCGACGACGACCGGCACGUUCCUUAGUUCGUAUACUAUUGGCUGGGGAAAGUUUCGUCCAAAAUGUCUGCAAAGAUUUUGUACAGCGAAAUGGGCACUUUUUUGGCUUUGCUGGGCAGGUGCUAUGCAAGGUCUAAUAGUAAAUGGUCUUAUUAAUGUGGUUAUUACGACAAUUGAGAAACGUUUCGGAUUACGUUCUCGUCAAACUGGACUUGUGGCAAGCGGUUACGACAUCGCCUCUUUUAUAUGCCUCAUACCGGUUACAUACUUUGGUGGUCAUACGAAUUCAUCGAAAUCUCGUAUCAUAGCCACUGGACUUUUGCUGCUCGGCUUAGGAUCCUUAGUAUUUUCAAUUCCACAUUUUCUUAUUGGCCAUUAUCGUGUCACUGCUGCUGAGACGAAUACAUGUUCCGUCCAAACGAAUGCAAUUAAUACAACGAUAUUUCAGGUUCAGUAUGAGAAUGAAGCAAAUACAAAUGGAAUGAUGAGCGAUGAUUAUGAAAAUCCCGUAUGGUUUGCUUGGUGGCUGUUCUUUGUAGCGCAAGUGUUGCACGGUGCUGGUGCGUCUCCGCUAUUCACACUCGGCGUUACCUAUAUAGAUGAGAAUGUUUCAAAGAAGAUGUCAUCUGUCUAUUUAGGAAUUUAUUAUACAAUGGCUAUGAUGGGACCCGCUUUCGGUUACGUGGUCGGCGGCCAAUUACUUUUGGUAUAUACAGAUUUUUUAUAUAUCGAUUCAAGCGAAUUGGGUCUGACAAGCGACAGUAAAGUGUGGAUAGGUGCUUGGUGGGUUGGUUUCCUCAUAGCCGCAAUUGUUUGCUUUCUACUAGCGAUAUCUAUUUCGGGUUAUCCAAAAGUUUUGCCGGGUGCUGAAAAAUUGCAAAAACAAAGAAGCUCAGAAGCGUACAACGAUAAUAAAACAUAUCAAGGGAACUCAUUCAAUUAUACGAAAUUCAAGGAAAUGCCCUUAGCCGUGGCAGUUCUAUUAAAAAAUCCAACUUUUUUUUUUUUAAAUUUAGCGGGCGCUUCUGAGGGUAUGAUCAUUGCAGGCUUUGCGGCAUUUUUACCUAAACUAAUUGAAAAUCAAUUCAGCAUUUCACCGGUAUUGUCUGCCCUAAUAAUGGGAUUGAUUACUAUACCAACCGGAGGAGGCGGCACAUUCUUAGGCGGAUAUUUGGUGAAGAAAUUUGAUCUAUCUUGCGGUGUUACCAUCGAUUAUCAUAAGAAUCAAACGUCUGAAGCAAGUUUGAACGCUAUGCAGUUAGAGGUCGCAUGCAAUGCAAAUUGCUCAUGCAGUCGUGAUAUAUAUGAUCCUGUUUGCGGUAUUAAUGGCAUAAUGUAUUAUAGUCCUUGCUUUGCGGGUUGCUCGGAUGAAUCGAUAAAGAACGAUGAAAUUAAAUCGUACGUAGAAUGUGAAUGCAUUCGAUACGAUAGUAUCCAUAACCAUACUUCUAAUUUUGAAGCGGUCAAUCUUAUAUGCCCAUCGAAGUGCAGUCGUCUGCCUUAUUUUGUGAUGCUAUGCUUCGCCCUUAUGCUUUUCACGUUUUUGGCGACUAUGCCGGCUUUAUCGGCCACACUGAGAUGUGUCUACGAUGACCAGCGUUCAUUCGCUUUGGGCAUACAAUGGAUAAAAGUGCGAUUGUUGGGGACAAUACCAGCGCCCAUGAUUUUUGGUACUCUUAUCGAUGAAACAUGCCUGCUAUGGCAACAACAACGUGGCGAUCAUCAAAGUGGAGCAUGUUUAGUCUACGAAAAUUUUCAUAUGAGCAAAUAUAUGUGGCUCUUGGCUUUCAUUGGUAAACUGUGUUCGGUUGUGUUUUUCUUUGCUGCUUGGUGGUUUUAUAUACCACCCAAGCAACAUGUUAAAAGCAAUAACAGCGGCACCAACAACAUCGCAGAUAUCAGUACAAUUGAUGCUAUGACGGGCUGA